Hydra vulgaris (swiftwater hydra) is the source of this 2340-nucleotide messenger RNA. RefSeq names its product ATP-binding cassette sub-family F member 3. Gene Ontology annotation, molecular function: ATP hydrolysis activity; ATP binding. The record is from RefSeq and is a predicted model, not a curated record. Lineage: Eukaryota; Metazoa; Cnidaria; Hydrozoa; Anthoathecata; Hydridae.
AGCCACUGUGAUGUGAUCCAGCUGAGUAAACCAAGCAAAAGACAAGCCAAGACUAUUGCCGUACCACAAAAUAUACCUUCGCGGAAUCGCAUGGGAAUAAACCAUCUUAUUAAAAGUAUAUAUGAUGGCCGAUACUGUCGAUGUGGAGAAGUAUUUGAAGACCAUAGUUAAGAACUUUGAUAACGAUCUACUUACUUAUAUUACAGAUGUCAUCAAAACAAGUUCUGAGGACUUUCAACAUGUCGAUGAUGUCUAUGAAGCUGUUGGCGCUGUUUUGCAUGAAGCAAUUGAAUCUGAAGAUGAACUUUUAAUAAAAAAUAUUUGUGAAGGAAUUAUAAAUAUAUUAAAAAGGGAUGAAUUAAGCAGCAAGAUAAGUUAUGUCAAAAUACUUAAUGCCCCUAUCCACAUCGGUGAUCGUAUCAAGGAGUCUGAUCAAGACUUGGGAUCUGAUCAAGACAGCAUAUGGCUUAAACAAAGUUCUUAUGAAACUGCUUUGAAAACUGUUGACAUGAAAAAACUAGGAAAAGUCGAUGCAAAGCUCAAGUUAAAAAAUGAGAAGAAAGAUAAGGAAAUUAUUCCUAUUGUUGAAAAUGUAGUGAAUGGACCUACCACAAAUCAAGUUGUUCAAAGAAAAGAUUUUAAAAAAGAUGAAACCGGAAAAGUGGUUGAUGUCAGAAUUGAAAAUUUUGAUUUAGCUUAUGGAAGCAAGGUUUUAAUCAAGAACGCAAAUUUAGUCAUGGCAUUUGGAAGGCGGUAUGGUUUUGUUGGCAGAAAUGGAAUGGGCAAGACAACACUUUUGAAAGCAAUUUCAAGAAAAGAAUUGUUUAUUCCAACUCAUAUAACUAUACAUCAUGUUGAACAAGAAGUCACAGGUGAUGAAACCACUGCACUAAACAGUGUCUUAGUAGCAGAUACUCUACGAUGUUCGUUAUUAAAAGAAGAAGCUGCUUUAACUGAAAAAAUGAAUAAAUCUGAAGAUAAUAAAAGUAACUCAAGGCUAGCAGAGAUUUAUCAAAAGCUGUCGGAUAUUGAUGCUGAACGAGCUCCUUCGAGAGCAUCACUAAUACUUCAUGGUCUUGGCUUCAGCACUGAAAUGCAGCAGAUGAAAACUAAAGAAUUUUCUGGAGGUUGGAGGAUGAGACUUGCAUUGGCUAGAGCUAUUUUUAUUGUACCAGAUCUCUUGUUACUGGAUGAACCUACAAACAUGUUAGACAUCAAAGCAAUUUUGUGGCUCGAAGAUUAUUUACAAACAUGGCCAACUACUAUACUUGUAGUCUCUCAUGACAGAAUGUUCUUAGAUGCUGUUUCCACUGAUAUUGUUUAUUUGCACUCAAAAACAUUACAUGCUUACAAAGGAAACUAUACGCAAUUUGAAAAAACAAGAGAUGAAAAGCUUAAGAACCAGCAACGUGAAUAUGAAGCUCAAAAACAAUAUAGAGAGCAUUUACAAGCUUAUGUGGACAGAUGGAGAGUUAAUGCGAACCGUGCUUCACAGGCUCAAAGCAAACUUAAAAUUUUAGAAAAGUUACCUGACCUUGAGCCAGUUGAAAUGGAUGUUGAGGUUGAUCUAAGGUUGCCUGUCUGCGAUAAAGUACAAGCAACAAUGUUUCGCUUUGAUCAGCUGACAUUUGCAUAUAACAACUCAAAAACAAUAUUUAAAAAUGUCGAUCUAACUGCUAAUAUGGAUUGUCGUAUAGCUGUGUUGGGAGAAAAUGGAUCAGGAAAAACAACUUUGUUAAAAAUUCUAUUAGGUGAACUUGAACCAACUGGUGGUAUUCGCCAUGUGCAUAGGAGUUUACGAGUUGGGUAUUUCAAUCAGCAUCACGUCGACUCAUUAAAUAUGAAUCAAUCAAGUUUAGAACUUUUUAAAUCUCGAUGGCCUGGAAAGCAAGAUGUUGAAUACAGAUCACAUUUAGGAAGGUAUGGUGUAACAGGAGAUUUAGCAAUGAGGUCUAUAUCAAGUUUAUCAGGUGGUCAAAAAAGUAGAGUAGCAUUUGCUGUAAUGACCUGGCAUGAACCAAACUUCUUCAUUCUUGAUGAACCUACGAACCAUUUAGACAUAGAAACUGUUGAAGCUUUAGGCAAAGCACUUAAUAAAUUUAAUGGAGGUCUUAUAUUAGUCUCGCACAACGAACAAUUAAUUCAAAUGGUUGCCAAAGAGACAUGGCUGUGUGGCAACCAGACUGUAACUAGAAUAGAAGGCGGUUUUCCUGCAUACAAAAAAGCUCUUGAAGAAGAAUUCCAGCGAAUCAAUGCACGAUAGUAUUUAUACGUAAUUUAUUAAAUAUAUUGUACUUUUAUUUAGUGCGAUAACAUAAUACGCUUUUUUAAUGAAUUUAA